AUGACACUUCGCUUGGUGAUCGUGAGAUUGAGGCUGCGGUGGGGAGUUUUGCUCUUCAUGUGGAGAGGUCAUGAAGAUUCUGUCUUGUGCGUAUCAAGGGAAUUGACGCACAUGAGAAGGCGCGGGAACUUAAUGGCAGCUACAUUGGAAUUGGAAGAAACAAAGCAGUUGUUCGUGUUCUUACUUUACCACCAAGACAUAGCACCCACGAACGUAUUGUUUGCUAUUGCGGACCUUGCCGCAUUCCUCACCGAGAUUUACCGUCUGGGAGUAUUAUGA
This is a messenger RNA of Microthlaspi erraticum, 279 nucleotides long. The record is from the annotation of a GenBank genome assembly. NCBI's taxonomy places the organism in Eukaryota, Viridiplantae, Streptophyta, Magnoliopsida, Brassicales, Brassicaceae.